This is a messenger RNA of Amphiprion ocellaris (clown anemonefish), 7910 nucleotides long. It is a transcript of the gene slc71a2b, whose product is annotated as major facilitator superfamily domain containing 14Bb. NCBI's taxonomy places the organism in Eukaryota, Metazoa, Chordata, Actinopteri, Pomacentridae. The transcript is spliced from 12 exons. Gene Ontology annotation, cellular component: membrane. The record is from RefSeq and is a predicted model, not a curated record. Bases 230 to 1681 code for a protein of 483 amino acids. Gene Ontology annotation, molecular function: transmembrane transporter activity. Gene Ontology annotation, biological process: transmembrane transport.
GGCGACGGCGCCGCCCACCUGGUGUACCUCGGUGCAAAACUGAACUCCCGAUCUGUUAUCAGAGCGGAGGAAUUUGGGUAAAAAUCCGCAAAGUUCCCCGCUGCGUCGGUCCGAGCUAGCGGCGGAACGUGAGCUGUGACGGCGGGACACCCUGGAAGAGACGGAGGCCCCUCUGGAGGAUGACCGGCGGCGCGGACUGGAAGUGAACAUCGUCGCGGCACGAUGUGAGAUGAACCGCGGCAGAGCAGCGAGCGAGGCCGGCGACAUCAUGCUGGUCCGCGGCUCGCCCGGUCGAGGCCGAGCCAGAGUGACUCAUGCGGUGGUGGUGAUCUUCCUGGAGUUCUUCGCCUGGGGGCUGUUGACCACGCCCAUGCUGACGGUUCUCCAUGAGACGUUUCCUCAGCACACGUUCCUGAUGAACGGCCUGGUUCAGGGAGUGAAGGGUUUCCUCUCGUUCCUGUCGGCUCCUCUGAUUGGUGCUCUGUCGGACAUCUGGGGCAGGAAGUCCUUCCUCCUGAUGACUGUCUUCUUCACCUGCGCUCCGAUUCCCUUCAUGAGGAUCAGCCCCUGGUGGUACUUUGCGCUGAUCUCAGUCUCUGGGAUUUUCGCUGUCACCUUCUCAGUGAUCUUCGCCUACGUGGCCGACAUCACAGAGGAACAUGAGAGGAGCAUGGCCUACGGACUGGUGUCGGCCACCUUCGCUGCCAGCUUGGUCACCAGCCCGGCCAUCGGUGCCUACCUGUCGGCUCAGUACGGCGACAGCCUGGUGGUCCUGGUCGCCACAGUAAUCGCCGUGGCCGACAUCGCCUUCGUGUUCUUCAUCGUCCCCGAGUCGCUGCCGGACAAGAUGAGGCUGACGUCUUGGGGCUUCCCCAUCUCCUGGGAGCAGGCCGACCCCUUCGCCUCUCUGCGUCGUGUUGGAAAAGACUCCACAGUGCUGCUGAUCUGUGUCACGGUGUUCCUGUCCUACCUGCCGGAGGCUGGACAGUACUCCAGCUUCUUCCUCUACCUGAGACAGGUGAUUGAGUUUUCUCCUGCAGCCAUCGCCGCCUUCAUCGCCAUGGUGGGAAUCCUCUCUAUAGUGGCUCAGACUCUGUUCCUCAGUGUUCUGAUGAGGACCAUCGGGAACAAGAACACGGUCCUCCUGGGUCUGGGCUUCCAGCUCUUCCAGCUGGCCUGGUACGGGUUCGGCUCUGAGCCCUGGAUGAUGUGGGCAGCAGGGACAGUAGCAGCCAUGUCCUCCAUCACUUUCCCAGCAGUCUCUGCUCUGGUGUCACACAGCGCAUCACCUGACCAGCAAGGUGUGGUUCAGGGGAUGAUCACAGGUAUCAGAGGUCUCUGUAAUGGUUUGGGUCCGGCUCUUUACGGCUUCAUCUUCUUCCUCUUCAACGUGGAGCUCAACGACAUGGAGCCGGUGGCCGGAAGACCCGCUGAUACUGAGAAGUCCAUCGUUCCCGGUCCUCCCUUCCUGUUCGGAGCCUGUGCCGUCGUCUUUGCUCUGAUCGUCGCUGUCUUCAUUCCCGAGCACCACCGAUUGGCCGACGUCAAGACCUGCUCCGCCCACAAGGCGGGUGGCUCCGCCUCCUCCUCCUCUGCACACGCUCAGAACGGCAGCCCUCUGGCCACGCCCACCAGUGAUGCGGAGGACAUCGAGCCGCUGCUACAGGACAGCCGCAUGUGAUGGUCGACCAAUCACAGUGCUGCGUCCUCUCUGCAGGCCCCGCCUCCUCCAACCAGAAGCUUUUCUUUAGUUUUACCUGCAGACGGCUCAGGUAACGGCAGCCACACUGACGAGCUCGGUUCAGACGACAUUUAUCAGCUUCAGGAGUCGCGUUUUAAAUUAGUGGCGUAUGAAUAAACGGAGCGAAUAUGCAGCAAAACGACAUUAAUAUAUGAAUAUAACUUCACUCUGAUCUCCAGGCCUGAAGCCAUCUCUAGACCUGCCCAGGUGAGUCGGGCAGGUAGAACCAAAGGGCUGAGCAGGACGUUUUCAGGGCCUUUUACCAACAUCACAGAUGAUUUCUGCUCCUUCUUUGGUGGUUUCCAGUGAGCUUGUUUGCCGUCAUGCUGCUUUUUAACGCGACGCUCAGAAACACGAAGCGCAUCGAAGCAGAAGAUCGAACAUUAAACAGUUAAGCGACUAUUUUAAGCAGCUGUAGCGUUUCACUUCCUGUUCAAGGUAAAAUGCCAAAUAUUCUCUGGUUUCUGCGCCUCUAAAGAGGCACUUUGCUCUUUUUCUUUGUCACAUGCGACGGUAAAUUUAAUAGUUUUUUAAUUCUGGUUUCCUGUGACAUUUUGUAGUAGUUUUUAUAUAAACUUAACGAUUAAUCAAUGAACAGAGUGAAUAAUUUCAGAUUAAUUUCAAAGAGUAUAAUAUUAGAUUCUGUUCUGUGAUGCAGAACAAAAAGCACCUUUCUAUGCUGUAGUGGAUGUAGCUGGUUCACGUAUUUUCUAAACGUUUUACGCUGAAGUUAACCGUCUACAGGCCGCAGCAUUUUAUUCACUCAUCAAUAGCACUAGUGGACGAUUAAUCGAUUGGUUGUCAGCUAUUAAAUUAAUCACCAUCUGUUUUUAUAAAUGAUUGAUCAGUUUGAGUCAUUUUUAAAGAAAAAGAGCUCAUUUGAUGUGAAUAUUUUCUGGUUUCUGUCCUCCUUUAUGAUGGUAAACUGAAUCUAUUUGGACAAAACGAGACAUUUUUCUGCUUUUGAUUCAGUCAUUGCCGCUCUCGAAUUUGUUGUUCCCGCUCUUGAAUUCGUAGUUCCCACUCUCAACUUAGUUGUUCCCGUUCUAGAUUCCUGCUCUCAAAUUAGUUGUUCAAAACAAGACAUCACCAUUUUUUGCCAACAACUAAUCGAUUGAUUGAGUAAAUAAUCAACAGAUUAACCCUCUGAACCCUGAGCUGUUGUUUUUUUCAUUCUCUACCACUUUAAGUCUUUAAAUCAUAAAAUCCUGCAACUCUGGAAACAGAAUGACAUGAGAAAGGAGAGAACUCAGGAAAGUAUUAAAAAAACACAAAAGGUGAAUUUUUUUUGCAUCUCUUAAAAUUAAACAAUCAGGAAACAAAAUGUGUGACAUUUUUUCAAAGUCUCCACAGAACUCUGGAUAAUUCUGUUUAAACGAGUUUCCUCUCCGCUCUGAGGAAACACUGCCUGCAGUUCAGCCAAAAAACUUUAUGAAUUUUUAUCAGAUGAAAGUUUGUUCAGAGCUGAUCAGUCGUGGUUCAGGAUUUUUUGACUUUUAUACAAUCUGUUUUGAGAAAACUGUUUAUUUUCAGUAAAUUUUUUAAAUGAGACAUGAAGAAUAAAUAGAAUUUGAUGGAAAAAUCACAAUUUUCAGCUGAAAUUUGAAGAUUUUUCCAGAAAGAACCGUGCAUCAUGUGUGACACGUUCAAGGACUGUGGGAAAGUUGCAAAUCUGUUUUGUUUUUAACGGUUUCUGGCCCAUAAAUGGAGUCAUUUUUAAAAGAUAAGGCACUUUUCAAACCCUGGAGAGGUUUUGGGUUCAGAGAGUUAAUCAACUUGCAGCUUCAGGACUCUGAUCAGGGUCAGCUGUCGUUAGUAUUUUAGCUGUUAGCAGGACAUGGACUAGUGUUGGUGUUUUGUCGUUCAGGAUCCUCUGGUGUGACCGUCUUCCUCUCGUUUAAAGUGUGAAACAUCACAUCCGUCAGUCUGGUUGCCGUCUGAGCUCUGCAGUCAGUUUAGCUCCACCCAUCAUGAGGAGCGUUUGAUGACCUCUGCAGGGAAGUGUGUUUGAUUCGUGGACGGUGAGGCGUUCUGGGACCAGAAGAUUCCUCCACAGACUCUGGGUUUCUUGGCUGCAGGGACUCUUGGACACCUGGUUACUAUGGCAACAGCCAACAGGGCCAACCGGUCACACUGAGCACGUGCAAGCUCUGCCUGGCUAUGACGUCGUCGUUCUCUCCUGCCGAUGUCUCAGAAAUAACCACAAGUUUAGGAACUAAUUUAAGCAGUUUGAAGUUUGAGGAGCUUUUAGGUUUUUAUUUGUACGAACAUCAGGAGGCGUCAUGGAGGAAAAACUCACCUGGACAGCUACAAAAUUAAUACUUAAAGUUAAGAAAUGGCAGCAAAGAGACCGUAAAGAGCCAUAAAAAUGCACAAACGCCUAGCUAGAGUAUUAAAACAGCAAUACGGAGCUGCAACAUGAGUGCAAAGACACAUUAAAUAACCACAAAUAGAUGCAAAACAUCGAAAACGGGCCUAAAAAUUACGACCUAAACUAGUAAAACAAGCAAAAUAGACACAAAAUAACUACAAAGAGACACAAAACAACUACAGACACAAAACAACCAGAAAGAGACACAAAACAACCAGAAAGAGACACAAAACAACCAGAAAGAGACAGAAAACAACUGCAUAAAUUAGUAAAACUGUAACAGAAAGACAUGCAGUGACCACAAUGAAACUAAAGAGUUAAAAAUAUUUUAAAAAACAACUACAUAAAUGCAGAAAAUAUUCAGAAAGAGACACACAAGUCCCCCGAAUGUACGAAAACGAAGAAGAAAAUUCAAAAGCCCCACAAACAGACACAAAACAACUUCAGAAAAACAGUUUACCACCUGGACAGAGAAGCAAAAUGACCACAAAGGUGAAAUAAACGACCAAUAAAACCCAAUGCAAACUUUGAAAAGUUCAGCAAAUAGAAGUAAAAUGAACUCAGAGCUUCAUGUGUCCACAGUUCUCACCACAAAGAGGCUAAAUCUUGUUUAUGUUGUUUGUAAAAUGACCGUAAAUGGUGAAAAAUGCCUGUUUGGAUUGUUGAAUUUAUAUUCAGUGAUUCUGGCUCUGAAUUCAGCAACUCUCAGUUUACAGAUCUGGUUUGGAUUCCCUAAUUCAACCUCUUGGUUUAGUGUUUUGAUUCAGAAAUUCAGACUCAAAGUUAAGGUCUGGACUCUUGAUUUAUACAUUUUGGCUUUUAACUGUGGUUUCUAAAUAGAUUCCUGAUUCCUGAACGUCUGCUGUCCUGUAGAGGGCAGCAGACACUAAGAAACGUUUGGCUCUAUCUCCACCAUGUUUCCCUCCAUGACGCCUCCAGGUUCUGUUCUCCGGACCAGUCUCAGUACCGGUUCCGUUUCCUGGUGUUUUAAUACUUGAAGCCCGUCUGAGCUCCUCCCACUCACCUGCCGCUCCAGGUUGAGCGAAUCAAGCGCUCCCGCGUUGGCGGUUUGGAACCAAUUGGUGGCAUGUUCUUUAUUUUUGUCUUUCUGUCUUAUUGCUUCUGCCUCCGUCUGGUUUUUUUUUUUUUGGUUUGUUUAAAGUUCAAACUGAGACAUUCCUGUACAGGUUCUGCAGAAACAAACCUGUUACCACGGCAACAGCCUGGAGACGCUGUGUCCACGGCAACAGCUGUACAACCAUUACUGGUUGAAGAUGAAAUAAUGAGUUUAAAAUUCUAAAACCUCGUGGUUACUGACCUAAAACAAGCAGCAGAUCAAAGUUUGUUUUGGGUUUUUGUGUCGAUGGACUUUAACAGUUUCCCAUUUUUGACGUCCUGUUGAGGUUUUAAAAGCCGUCAGUCGCUCAAACCAACAUUCAGACUCUGUGGAAUUGCUGCUCCUGUUUGUCAGUUAUUUGAUCCAUUCGCCUUCAGUGGAGGAGAUGAAACGGAGUCCACAGCCGUCGUUCUGUGUAAAAAAUGUUCAAAGACCGAGUUCUGCCUGACGUUGCAUCAAACUAUAACAAAACAUUUUACAGUUUCAGAUGUUUAAAGAGUGUAAAACGUUGUUCCCGCUUUCACAUUCGUAGUUCCCGCUCUCAGUUCAUUUGUCUGCACCUGAUUUAGUCAUUUCCGGCUCAUUAUUUGGUUUUUUCCUUACCGUGAUUUAUGAAUUCACGCCCUGGAUUUUGGUUGUUCUGUUUCUCCAUUCGUUAGUUUGCUUAUAUUUUCUGGUUCCAGUUUCCUUUUCCAGACUGUAAAUUUGGUCGACCUGAAUCCAGAUUUGAUAUUUGGGACUCUUGAUUUAAUAAUUCAGGGUCUCUACUUGGUAUUUCAACUUCCAUUCAGUAAUUUGCUGCACAGUUUUGCACCAAACGAGGACUGUGGGUUUCAUUAACCAUCACUGAACAGGAGCAACGAUUCCUCCAAACCCGACCCUUUAGGACCAACAGAUCUGGGUUUACUGACGCUGCAUUCAGGCUCUGUGGGAAAUCCCAGCUUCAGACGGGACGGCGGCUCCUGCUCGCCUCCUGGUGGCCGAAACAAAACUCUUUGGAUGAUGUCAGUCCAUUUCUCCAGCUGGUGAUUUCCCACCAUGAAGCAUCAUGAAGUUGAUGGCGGCUACAGAAACACCUGAGCGUCCGGCCGACAGGUAGAUGAAGGUGUGGAGCUCCAUGAAGCACCAUCAUGGACGAGCUUCUCCAGACUGUCGGACUUCAUCACCUCUCACCUUUGGCUGUCUUUAACUCUUUAACUUCCUUCUGUUGCUGCUGACGACAGAAACUCUGUAUUUUUCUACCGCUUCCUGUUUGUCCUCUUUCUGGACUCUUUGUGUUGCCGUAGUUCUGAGCUUCACGUCUCACUGAAGAUUCUGCCGGUGAAGCUUUUAGUCGAUUUUGUCGUCGUUUCAAGCAACAAUCUUCUAGAUUUAGUUCAGACAUUUCCUCUAGUUUGUCAGACUAUUUCAUUUGACACUUUUAUUUUAAAAAUCUGAUUUACUUGUUCCUGCUCUAAUUUUGUAUUUCAGAUUCUAGAUUUGAAUAUUUGGCUCUUGAUGUGAUGCUUUCUGCUCUGGAUCUAGUAUUUAUCUGCUACUUCAGGCUCUCAGUUUAGGAAUUUCCAGCUCUAGAUUUAAUCAUUUUUGUUCUUAAUCUUGUAUUUCAGAGUAUCGAUUUGAAUAUUUGGCUCGAAAAUUAUUAAUCCUGGUUCUGGAUAUAGUAAUCCAGACUCUGGAUUUAAUCAUUCCAGCUCUCGAUUUAGAAAUUCAAGCUCUAGAUUUAGUAAUCAUGCUCUCAAUUUAAUAAUUUCGGCUUUUGAUUUAAAUAUCCCUGGUCUUGAUUUACCAUUUCGGGUUCUAGAUUUGAAUUUAUGCUCUUGAUUUAGAAAUUCAAGCUCUAGAUUUAAUCAUUCCUGCUCUCAAUCUUGUAUUUCAGACUCUCAAUUUGAAUCUUUGGCUCCAAAUUUAGUAAUCCUGGUUCUGGAUGCAGUAAUCCAGAUUCCGGAUUUAAUUAUUCCAGUUCUCAAUUCAGAAAUUCAGGCUCUAGAUUCAAUCUUUUCUGCUCUUAAUCUUGUAUUUCAGGCUCUAGAUUUAGUAAUUCUGACACUCAAUUCAGUAAUCCGGGCUCUCGAUUUAAUCAUUUCAGCUCAUGAUUUACCAUUUUGGGCUCUAGAUUUAAUAGUUUCUGGUCUUCAUCUCGUAUUUCAGGCUCUAGAUUUUGAUCUUUGGAUCUUUAUUUAGGAAUUCUUUGACUGGAAUUUCUGCUUUGAGAGUUUUGAGGUUUCAGACUGAAUCGACCUUUUUGUUCAUUUUUCACUAUUUUCUAGAAAACAACAUCAGAUGAGUAGAUGCAGAUGCUAAAACUUGUAGCUCUGGUUAGUUUAUUCCAGAAUCAGUCGCUGGUUCUUCUGGUUUCCUUCCUGCUUGGAUGGACGGCGAGCAGCUAAACGAUGAGGUGAAGUUUUAUCUCAGUGAGACGUGAAGCUCCAGAAUGAAGACGUUACUGAAGCUUUUCUACUAAACAUGGGUUUAUCUAGAGAACAGAGAGAGUCCUGCAGUGGGACGUUUCCAGACGUUUCCUCCUUCAAUGCUGAACUUUGCUGCACUUUAAUUUCUCUCAACGUGCCUCGAAUCGUCUCCGUGUUCAUAUCGGUUUUCUAAGGAGCCUUCAGUCAGCUUCCCGUUCUUCGUUCAUUUGGAAUAAUAUCUAUGAUAAUAAAAAUAAUAAAGGAUGAAUAUGA